Anisakis simplex (herring worm) is the source of this 267-nucleotide messenger RNA. The record is from the annotation of a GenBank genome assembly. NCBI's taxonomy places the organism in Eukaryota, Metazoa, Nematoda, Chromadorea, Rhabditida, Anisakidae.
AUGCCGGCUGAAGGCGUUCCACUGAAUCCGCACGCAAAUCUUUUGACUACUGAUGAAAUUAUCCAACUCGCGGAAAUUUUUGCAGCGAAUGGCGUGGAGAAAAUCCGCCUGACUGGUGGUGAACCAACCCUACGAAAGGAUUUGGUGGAUAUCGUUGCCCGAUUGUCCGCGAUCCGUGGAAUCCGUCAAAUUGGUCUCACCACGAAUGGGAUUGUGCUGGCUAGAAAGCUUGAGCAGCUGGUUGAGGCAGGCUUGACGAAGCUGAAC